AUGGAUGAGUCACCUUUAGCCAAAAUCAAAGGAUCUAUAGAUUCGCUUCAUUCAGCUCUAGAGGGACAAAACAAAUUUGGUAUAUUUGGGAUAUACCAAAUUGACGAUGAUACCCUUUCUGAAUUAGAACAACGAGUAGACUUCGUUGAUAAUCCAACCUUGAAAGAUAGGUACCCUAUCCCUAACCCCGAUAGGUUUACCCAAAAUUAUGAUGCUACUGUUGGCUCACGCCGAGGCAGAGCGAAUUUUAGAUUAAACCAAGCUUUCACGGAAAAUCAUAAAAUGGCCACUGGUCUGAACGGAAAGAUAGACAUGAUCUACAGUGAGCUAAUGAGAAAAUUUGACGCUUUAAGUGAACACAUUAAGAGAUUGGACGGUCAACUCGCAGAAAACGCGACCGCCAUCAAAAGAGAGGCAGGUCGUCUCCCUGGGCGAAUUGACGCGAAUCCGAAACGUCAAAUUAAUGUUGUGUUACUAAGAAGCAGACGACGCCUCAACCCGAGCACAAUAGAGAUCAACCAAGCAGAAAAACGUGCUGACGUUGAGAAAACCGGUGAAAAUAGGUCACGACCAAUAAUCCUCGAUAGUCCCAACCCCGAAUCUGAAACACCUAGAGAAAGUGAGCGGUCCAACACUGAGGAUGCAGCCAUCGACCUCGAGGAGGAAGAAGAGGAGUUAGAAGAAGAGUUAGAAAUCGAUCGACAAGAAGGAACUAACAUCGAUCGACCCACAGUAGUAAAUAUCGAUCGACGCUCAACUCCUGCUGAACCGGCCGUAGAGAGAGUUUAUAAGACUCUACCGCCCUUUCCUCCUACAAAGAUGCAGACUAAGCGAGAAUUAGAUAAGGCGAUCUGUAAAAAAGCAUUCGAUAAAAUCACGUUGGAAAUGCCAUUGAGUGAUGCCAUAAAAGUUUCGUCUUCAAUAAAGAAAUAUGUAAAAGAUAUGGUAUCCAACGGCUUCCCAGCUACUGAACACAGCGUCAUGAUCGUUUCAGAGGAAGUAAGUACAAUAAUCCAAGGCGAAACCCCGGUUAAGAGACCUAAUCCGAGCAGUUUUGUUCUAGAUCGCAAUAUACGACACAAGAGGUUUCCUCGAUCCCUCUGUGAUUUAGGUUCCAGCGUAAACCUUUUGCCGCAUUCUGUCAUGAUAUCCCUGGGAUACGAAAAGUUCAAGCAUAGCAAAAUAACUUUGGUUCUUCCCAACAGAUCCGUUAGAAUACUUGAGGGAUUACUUGACUACGUGCCAAUAAAGAUUAACAACUGUCACGUACCUACGGAUUUCGUUGUACUGAAAUACCAAAAUGAACCGAAAGAUCCCCUCAUUUUAGGUAGACUAUUCCUAGCUACAGCUGGUGCGAUCACCGAUGUCAAGGAAGGUAGGAUAUGUCUAAACAUUGGAAACAUUCCGAUGACCUUCGACGUGGAAAAGCUGAUUAGACGACCCUUGAUCGAUAAAAAAACUUCCUACAUGGAUGAUAUCUCUGAGUUGGCUGAAGAAUCUUUCAUAGAUUUGUGCUCAGAUGAUCCCUCGGAGAAAGUACUUACGUCCAGUGAAGAAGAGACAUUAAGUGCGGACAGCAGAGCUGAGGAAUACACACGAUUGAUGGACGCAAGUAUGGAAGUAAAAAUUUUUGAUGACAUAGAUGAUGACGCUUCGGAAAUCAACGUUGAUCGAUAUUUGAAAAAAGCUGUCAAUCAACAACCAUCUCCUUUAGAAGAUUGGGAUUCCGAAAAAGCACCAAAGAUUGAGUUAAAGCAACUACCUGCUGGACUCAAAUAUGCUUAUCUCUAUAAAGAUUCAUACCCCGUAAUCGUGAACGCCAACCUUACCAACGGAGAACUUGUGUUGUUAUUAAACAAACUGCGGAAAUAUAGGAAAGCCCUCGGAUACUCUCUCGAGGAUAUUCCUGGUAUCUCUCCAGAUCUGUGCAUGCACCGGAUUCACCUAGAAGACGAUUCAAAAUCGUAAGUGGAACACUAAAGGCGGCUAAACCCAAACUUGAAAGAAGUUGUUAAAAAGGAAAUAAUCAAACUUCUAGAUACCGGAGUCAUUUACCCGAUUUCAGAUAGCAAUUGGGUUAGCCCCGUGCAUGCUGUACCAAAAAAGAGCGGAAUCACUGUGGUAAAGAAUGAUAAAAAUGAACUCAUCCCAACGCGAACUGUCACCGGACAUCGGAUGUGUAUCGACUAUAGGAAGUUGAACGCUGCCACAAGGAAAGAUCACUUCCCUUUACCCUUCAUUGAUCAAAUGUUGGAAAGAUUGGCAAAUCACCAAUAUUAUUCUUUUCUUGAAGGUUACUCAUGAUUUUUUCAAAUCCCUAUACAUCCUGACGAUCAAGAAAAUACAACUUUUACAUGCCCUUACGGAACAUUCGCAUAUCGCAGAAUGCCUUUCGGUCUUUGUAAUGCUCCCACCACUUUCCAACGUUGCAUGAUGUCAAUCUUCACAGACAUGAUUGAGGACUUCAUGGAAGUUUUUAUGGACGAUUUCCCUGUGUAUGGAUACAGUUUCAAAAACUGUCUCUAUAACCUAUGUAAAGUCUUGGCAAGAUGUGAAGAAAAGAACCUCUUUCUAAAUUGGGAAAAAUACCACUUUAUGGUUAACGAUGGAAUCGUCCUAGGACAUAAAGUGUCCGCUGCUGGUAUAGAAGUAGAUUGGGCCAAGAUUGAGGUAAUGACCGGCCUGCCUGCACCCACGAACGUAAAAGACGUGAGAAGUUUUCUUGGGCAUGCCGGAUUCUACAGGAGGUUCA
Molecule: messenger RNA, 2752 nt
Organism: Brassica napus (rape)
Lineage: Eukaryota; Viridiplantae; Streptophyta; Magnoliopsida; Brassicales; Brassicaceae
Exons: 1
Coding region: 1-1968 (655 amino acids)
Source: RefSeq, a predicted model, not a curated record